UUAUGCAAAUAUCAUGGAUAUAGAAUUAAAUGGUAUGUUUAUUAAUAUUUUGUUUAGAUCUUGCUUAUCUAUCAAGAUCUGAAUCACCAUUAUACAUGGAUGGCUCCAUAAAUUCUUGAAAAAUAAUCUUUCUCAUCUAAAUGUGAUGUCUGGUCAGUUGGAAUUAUACUUUAUGAACUUCUUUACUAAAAACCCCUUGGUUUGCUGAAAACGCACAAUUUCUGCUUGAAAACAUCAAAAAUUAAGUCUUUUUUUAUUUUAUAUUUAUAUAUAGCCAUAGUAAUUUCCACCUAAACCUGUAUGAUCUUAAAAAAUCAAAGAACUUAUUACUAAUAUGUUAAAGAUUGAAGAAAAAGACAGAUUUUCUUGGGAAGAUGUCUUUGAUGAUCCUAUUAUUAGAGGAUAAUAAAUUAUCUAAGAAGAUUUGAAAAAUAUCUAUAAUGAAAAAGGUAAAUUGAAUAUGUAUUUUUAUACAGACGAAAUUUUCAAAUCCAACAGCCUUAAUAAACUUUAUAUUGAUUAAAAUUUAGUGAUUGAAGAUCAAAAUUUAUAAUUUAUGAGCA
Molecule: messenger RNA, 563 nt
Organism: Paramecium sonneborni
Lineage: Eukaryota; Ciliophora; Oligohymenophorea; Peniculida; Parameciidae
Source: the annotation of a GenBank genome assembly